CAAGUUUUCUAUUUUUUAGUUCCCCGGUCGUUUACUAACAAAGGCUUCAAAAUAAAUAUGUUGAACUAAAUUGAAAUCUGUUGAAUUCUAAAUAUUUAAACUUAACAAGAAAGCUACUAAAUCGAUGGUUAAUUAUAUGAUUAUUAUCCUCUGCGACAAUAUAUAUUUCUAAUCAACUCUAUAGUUAAUGUGGCAUCGUUGUAAAAGCUAAGGUGCCCAGAUUAUUUGAAUGAUAACAAAUCGUAAACGUCAAGAUAUUGAGAACUUGAUAAUUUCGAAUUGUUGUUUGUUGUUAGCGAGUGGACAGAGCAGUUCGACGGUUUGUUUUGCUGAUUUAUUUGUCGGUGUACGCAGCUGUCAUUUAUAUAACUUAUUUGCGCAAGCAUCCAUACGUGUCUCAAAAGUGGUAGCGGUUAGUAUUCAACAAAUACCUUCGUAAAUAAAAACAUCAGGAUGGCCCAACGUGCACCUAACAAAAAUCUUGUUGUUCAAUUGAUGAACCAAUUGAAGAGUAAGGAGUUCCGCCAAUACCUAAUGAGCACACACUUCUGGGGACCCGUAGCUAAUUGGGGUAUUCCACUAGCAGCAAUUGCAGAUUUCAAGAAAGAACCAAAAUUUAUUUCAGGAAAAAUGACACUUGCUCUCACACUUUAUUCUUGCGUAUUUAUGAGAUUUGCAUGGAAGGUACAACCAAGGAAUAUGCUCCUAUUCGCUUGCCAUUUAACAAACGCCACUGCCCAAACAAUACAAGGAAUACGUUUUAUCAAAUAUGAAUUUUUAGAGAAGAAUACGGCGUAAGAUAUAUUAUAUUGUAAUAUAUCUACGUAUUGGUGCUUUUCAUGAGCUGCUGUUAGAAUGUCAUGAAGUUAUAGUUCUACUAAUAUACAAAUGUACAAAAAUUAGCGUGAAUUGGAUGAGGCUAAGAAAAUCGGCUCAUGCACUUAAUAAAAAUUGAUGAAAUGAAUUAUUACAACAACAAACUAUAGCACAAUCAAAACUAAUAGGCACUACAUCACUUCAUGUAAAUAUUUAUUAAGCUAAUAAGCUAUAAAUAAGUAGCUAUGCAUAUAUUGCAUGUUUAUCUAAAAGACCUAAUUAAUAAAUUCAAUAUAAUUAGCAAUAUAUUCAUAGAACAAACAAAUAAUUUCAUGUCUUUUAUUGAAGCUUUAUGUAUAAUCUUUAACUAAAACAGGAUAAGCGAAGUUGGAAAUACUUAAACGAAAAUUUUUCGAAAAUGAUAUCAUAAGACAGUAAGUAGACUUGAAUUGCUGUACUCAAAUAAACGUUUUUUUGUCACUGUUUUCAAUGACUGAAAUUUUUUGUUGAUAACAAACUGUGAAGAGACCGCGAAAAUUAUCUCAUUUUUUGGUGAUUUAAGUUUUCCCUAGAUGACGGCCUGAGCAUGCGUUAAUACUUCUGUAGGUGAUGUAAGCGUGUGCAUAUAAUUAUCAGCACGCAAACUAAUUUUAUUUUACCAGUACUUAUCUACAAAUUGUCAUUUGGUUCUACGUAUGUAGCCUGAUUGGAAAUAAUUCCACCUAUAAUCAUAUGCUAGUAAAAAUAUAUAUACAAAGAUUUUGUAUAUAAAUUUGCGAAUUAGGGAAAAUAAUGUUUCCGAAAUGUUAUAUAAGUAUCAAUUUAUGAUUUUACCAUUUGGUUACUACAUGGUAUUGUAUAUUGUAAACAUAGUAAAAAAAAAAAUACAUAUUUACUGCACAUCCAAUAUUCAAAUGCGAAAUAGUGUAGAAUAUUUUUGCUUUCCCUUGCAAAUCUAUAGCUAACCGCCAAUGAAAUGUUUUACUUUCAUUAAAAGUUAUUGCAUGCGUAGAAUGCACCAGCUCGCUUGCAAUGCCAGUGUUUACAAAUAACAUCUUCACUUUUGUUUUAAAAAUAUUGUAACAUCGAAAUUUAGUGCUUUGCAGCUUAAUUUCUUAUAUUUUUAAUGUACUUAACUUCAACAAGUGAUUCUUAAUCUUUUAAAAUUCAUUUGUAUUUGUAGCGUCAACCGACAGUUCCGAGAACGCAAGCAAAGAAAAUAUCGAUAGAAUAUCAAACUACAACGUAUCGAAAGUUAUUAUCGAAAUUGUAAUAUGACAUAAAUAGACGUACUGAAAAUCUAUUUACCUAAAUUGAAAAUUUUAAUAUGCUUAAUGAUUCCAAAUGCUAUUUCUAAGUAGAGGAAGACGAUUUUUUAUAAAACUUUAAGCAAAUAUACCCACUUUUGAAUAGUAUCGAUAAUUUUAAAAACUUGCAACUAAUCCUCUUAUUAACAUUUUGUUUGUUAAUUAUUAUAUUUAAAAAAUUAUGUUUCGGUUCUGUUAUGUUUCAGGGAGUAUAAGUGACUUACCAGUACGCAUCAUUUAAAAUAAAUAACAAGAAUAUUUUGUUUUAACUAUA
Bactrocera oleae (olive fruit fly) is the source of this 2397-nucleotide messenger RNA. It is a transcript of the gene Mpc1, whose product is annotated as mitochondrial pyruvate carrier. Gene Ontology annotation, biological process: pyruvate import into mitochondria. Gene Ontology annotation, cellular component: mitochondrial inner membrane. NCBI's taxonomy places the organism in Eukaryota, Metazoa, Arthropoda, Insecta, Diptera, Tephritidae. The record is from RefSeq and is a predicted model, not a curated record.